Molecule: messenger RNA, 1447 nt
Organism: Salvia hispanica
Lineage: Eukaryota; Viridiplantae; Streptophyta; Magnoliopsida; Lamiales; Lamiaceae
Source: RefSeq, a predicted model, not a curated record
UGAAAAACAAAUGGCCAAUAUCUAUGCAUCCGCUGUUCCCAUCUCCACAAAUAAUACAAAUGUAGAUGUUAGUCGUCGAUCUGUAACAUAUGUUCCUAGCGUUUGGAAAGAUCAUUUUCUUGCAUAUACUAACCACGUUACGGAAAUCAGUGCCACAGACAAGGAAAUGCUCGAAAAGCAAAAGGUAGAGGUGAAGAAGUUGCUAGCUCAAACCCCGGAUGAUUCAGCGCUCAAGAUGGAGCUCAUUAAUGCAAUCCAACGUCUAGGUGUUGCCUAUCAUUUUUCAGAAGAAAUUGACGACUCAUUAAGCAAAAUUCACCAGAAUUAUGAUACACAGAGUAGCAAAGACAAGGACAAUAUUGGAGUUCUUGCUCUUCGUUUUCGUCUGCUCAGACAGCAUGGUUACCGCGUCUCAUGCGACGUGUUCAACGGAUUGGUAGACAAGGAAGGGAAUCUGAAGGAGUCGUUGAUAGACGACGUUGAAGGGAUGCUAAGCUUGUACGAGGCUUCCAACUACGGAAUAAACGGAGAAGAUAUUCUUGACAAAGCCUUAGAUUUUACUUCUUCACAUCUCCGGAAUUCUCUACAAAAAAUUAUGAGCACUUCUCUAUCGAAUCGAGUGAAAGAAGCUCUGGAGAUGCCGAUUAGCAAGAGUCUGAUCAGACUCGGGGCCAAGAAAUUUAUAUCUAUGUACCAACAAGAUGAGUCGCACAAUCAGACAUUAUUGAAUUUUGCCAAAUUAGACUUCAAUAUUGUGCAGAAAAUACAUCAGAGGGAGCUACACCACAUUACAAGGUGGUGGGAGGAUUUGGAGUUUGGAAAAAAACUACCAUUUGCAAGGGAUAGAGUGGCGGAGUGCUAUUUUUGGAUUGUGGGAGUCUAUUUUGAGCCACAAUACGACACUGCAAGAGUAUUUAUGACCAAAGUCAUAGCUCUAACUUCCAUCAUUGAUGACAUCUAUGAUGUUUAUGGAACGUUAGAUGAACUCCGACUUUUCACCCACGCUAUCCGAGGGUGGAUGGGGACCUUAAAUCUAGUACAUGUUACGGAAUUGCCGCCGUACAUGAGGAUAUGUUACGAAGCUCUUCUAGGCAUUUAUUCGGAGAUGGAAGAUGAAAUGGGAAAACGAGGCCAGUCAUAUCGCCUGCAAUAUGCGAGAAAAGAGAUGAUAAAGCUAGCGGGGGUGUAUAUGGAAGAGGCGGAAUGGUGUUAUAGCAAGCAUGUUCCGACAAUGGACGAGUAUAUGAAAUUUGCACUCGUAUCGGGUGCUUACAUGAUGCUAUCAACAACUUCUUUGGUUGGAAUGGGAGACCCUAUUACCCAAGAUGAUUUUGAUUGGGUUACGAACGAGCCACUAAUUGUACGAGCCGCCUCGGUUAUUUGUAGAUUAAUGGACGACAUGGUUGGACACGGGGUAAGCUAGGUUAAAAGAUAUAAUAGAAUGGAG